Molecule: messenger RNA, 2314 nt
Organism: Odocoileus virginianus texanus
Lineage: Eukaryota; Metazoa; Chordata; Mammalia; Artiodactyla; Cervidae
Product: chymotrypsinogen A
Biological process (GO): proteolysis
Molecular function (GO): serine-type endopeptidase activity
Source: RefSeq, a predicted model, not a curated record
UCUCCCUCAGAGUGGGGCCUCCUGCUUUGGUAUUAGUAAUAAUAACAGCAAUGAUUAUGAUAACUCCUUGGCUGGUGGUAAUGUAUAUUUUACUGUGUUUUUUUUUUAAACUGUUCCCCACUCCUUUCCCACGUAGGCUCAUAAGGCAGAACUUUGUGUUUCUUUCUUUUGUUUGUUCUGUCCCAGCGGAGGCCUGGUAAGCUCUGGCUGAUAAGAUGGAUGAACUUGAACAGGUGGUGGGUUUCCUAUGGACAGGGCUCACGCUCUGCAUUCUGUUUCAUAACCUGCUUUCUCACCUAAUGCAUUGUGGCCGUCCCUUCCUGUCACUGGCAGUCCUUUAGAAAGCACAGAGCGCCCCACAGGCAGUCAAAAAGGAAAAGUACCAGAUGGGCCAGGCCUUUUCAUGAAGUAGGACCUGUACUUUAGGCAUCCCCAUUUUACAUAUUAAUACUUACAAAAGGGAUCAGAGAGGCCGAGUAACUUGCCCAAGGCCCCCACAGCUGUUUGUGCCAAAACCUGUGAACCACCACACUAGACUCAUCAGUGCAAUGGAAAUGAAAAAUAGCCAUGAGAUACCAUUUUACCCAUGUGUUUUGGGGUGCUUGCCCUGUGCCUGAUGGCCUCACCUUCAAAUUUCUCACUCCCCAGUCUCCCAGUUGCUGGGAAAGGGUCCUACUGCCCACCGGAAGUAAGCCUUCUUGCCUCCUGCUUUUCCACCUGGUGCAGCCUCCACCAGCUCUUGCCGGGACAACAGCAGGGGCCCCCUAGCUGGCCCUGAGCCCAGUCCUGCCUUUCGAUGCCAUGUGCUCAAUUCUAAGGGCAAGAUGCCUGGUGGGGGGGCCUGGCUCCACAUGAAUGGGCAGUGGGUGGCUUGCCCUCUGAACCAUGCGGCACACAGCUCACGUGGCCACCGCUGACACUGAACCGAGCCUUCAGUGAGCCGCCUUGGUCAUCCCGAGACGAGGGGUGCAUCCUCAGCCCACCGGUCACCCGUGCCUCACCAUGCUGCAGUCCCUGCCCCUCCUCCUACGUGACCACACUGCCCAUGGGGUGCUGAACCACUGCAGACCAACUCGAUUACUUGCCCAAGGUCCUCCAGACUAUGAGAGACUGAGCUAGGGCUCAGAUCCUGCCCAGACCUGGCUGCUGCUCGAAGGGCCCCUCCAGAAGCAGGGCCUGGAGGAGGAAACCUGACUGUCCUUUCCCCUUCACUGGUUGAGGGCCACCUUGUUCGGCCCAUCUUUACCCUUCUCACUGGCCCAAACUCGGCCAUGGUUGCAGCUGCUGCCAUCCCAGGCCCUGAUGCCAGCCUUGCUCUGGCACAUCCCACCCAGUGGGCACAUGCCCAGGAAAGGGACUAUCACCUCAAGGUCUUCAGAUAGCAGCCUGGUGCACAGGGGUAUAAUAGGGAGCCCUGCAGCAGGCAUCCCACACCUCUCUGAAGGCAGCACCAUGAACUUCCUUUGGCUUCUCUCCUGCUGCGCCCUCCUGGGCACAGCCUUUGGCUGCGGGGUCCCCGCCAUCCAACCUGUGCUGAGCGGCCUCUCCAGGAUCGUCAACGGAGAAGAAGCUGUCCCGGGCUCCUGGCCCUGGCAGGUGUCCCUGCAGGACAGAACCGGCUUCCACUUCUGCGGGGGCUCCCUCAUCAAUGAGAACUGGGUGGUCACCGCCGCCCACUGCGGUGUCACAACAUCCGAUGUUGUCGUGGCUGGGGAGUUUGACCAGGGCUCAAGCUCUGAGAGCAUCCAGAAGCUGAAGAUUGCCAAGGUUUUCAAGAACUCGAACUACAACUCGUUAACCAUCAACAACGACAUCACCCUGCUGAAGCUGUCGACGGCGGCGAGCUUCUCCCAGACUGUGUCCGCCGUGUGCCUGCCCAGCUCCAGUGACAGCUUCGCCGCCGGGACAAUGUGCGCCACCACGGGCUGGGGCCUGACUCGAUACACCAAUGCCAACACCCCUGACCGGCUGCAGCAGGCGUCCCUGCCCCUCCUGUCCAAUACCAGCUGCAAGAGAUACUGGGGCACUAAGAUCACCGACACCAUGAUCUGUGCGGGCGCCAGCGGUGUCUCCUCUUGCAUGGGUGACUCUGGCGGCCCCCUGGUCUGCAAGAAGAACGGAGCCUGGACCCUAGUGGGCAUCGUGUCCUGGGGCAGCAGCACGUGCUCCACAUCCACCCCCGGCGUGUAUGCCCGCGUCACUGCUCUCGUCAACUGGGUGCAGCAGACCCUGGCCGCCAACUGAGCCCCCAGCUUCACUCUGGCCUCCCUGCCAACCUUGCUCCUACGUAGCCCCAAUAAACUGGUGGAAGACA